Lytechinus pictus (painted urchin) is the source of this 6275-nucleotide messenger RNA. RefSeq lists its product as uncharacterized. Bases 168 to 932 code for a protein of 254 amino acids. Gene Ontology annotation, cellular component: cytoplasmic vesicle membrane. The transcript has 5 exons. The record is from RefSeq and is a predicted model, not a curated record. NCBI's taxonomy places the organism in Eukaryota, Metazoa, Echinodermata, Echinoidea, Temnopleuroida, Toxopneustidae.
GACUAUUGUGUGAUGCACGAAAUUACGGUGGAGUCAAGCAGUGACAUUACACGCCCUGAUAUAACCAUACAUAUUUUGCGAGUCAACAAGUCGUAAUCGGUCUAAACUCACUAUCUCGUUUCUCAAUUUCUUGAAGGACCAUUGUCAGUAAAAGCUGCUAAAUCGUGAUGUCAACGGUACACAUUAUAUCCACCAUGCUGUGGAUAUUUAUUAUUGCAUUAGAUUUCAUAUGCUCGGUAAAUGGUGAGCUUUGUUCAUCUGGAAUAGAAUGUGACUAUCAUGAGUAUUGUUGUGAGAAUGGUUGCUGUUCUAGUGAAGGAAAUUACAAUUAUACAUACGGCUAUGGAUUCUACAACCUAUGGUAUUUCUGGUUUGUUAUUAUCAUGAUCAUGAUGACCUGCUGCGGCGCUUGUAGCUACGUCAAAAAGAGGCAAUAUUACUUGAGGCAACAGCAGAGUCUGGGCCAAACUUCUCAGCUUGCGGGAACUAAUAUAGUCCAGCAUCCCCCUACCACCUACGGUGUUCAUCCAAGCAACCUAGCAGCGCCACCACCUGUCGGCAUCUUCCCCGGACCUCCAGCAUAUAAUGAGGUAACGGAAAAACCAGAUCAGUUCCCCAAGGCGGAGUUUGGCUACCCCAACUAUGGAUUCACGGCUCCGCCCUACACUCCACACAACCCUAACGUGCCAUCAGCAGCAGCAGCAACGGCGCCAACACCAGAGGGCACCAUACCCGUCAGCACCACUACCACCGAUGGUACCAUUCCAGCGCAGUAUCCCCCUUCGGCCGCUAUGGCAUACCCACCUACCGCCGCGGGUGUACCACCAGCCACGCCCGAUUCAGUGCCUACAUUAGCCCCGCCCCCUUAUACCCCAUCCAUAACCAGCCCACCUAUUGUCGAACCCUCAGAGCAGUCGAAUCCCGUAGUGUGAAAGAAGCAGGAACUCUUUGAUACAUAAAACCUUGGAUUGCAGUAAAACUACGUAGUAUUACCUUUCAUAUAUACACCCAAAAGUAGGUUGGUCUUAAAUAACAUAGAACUAGUGAGAGAAACGGCAUCCUGGAUCUAUUUUUUCACUAUUUUCAUCAAUCUUUCUAAUCUAACUAUAUUCCAAACCUGUAUCCUAUACAUAUAAAUUAUUACUCACCUUUUCUACUGUCACCAAGAAAAAGGGAAAAUUCCAGAAUAUUCUAGUUUUAUAGGAAACAUGAAUAAGAAUAUAAAGAAUAUAGCACUUGAAGUAUAUUUUGUCCAUGUGAUGAAAUGAUCAUAAAUUAGCUUUUAUUAAGAUCAUACAUGUAGUUUUACAUGAAUGUUCGAUAACUACAGUGUAUACUAAAAAUAACAUUUCUUUAUUCCAGAAGACUUUCAAGAUCAUUGAUGUAAACCUGUAGUGGUUGUAAGUUUGUUUAUAACUUCAUUAUUACUGGAGUUUUUGUUUUUUUGUUUUUACCGCCGAUGUGUUGCAUUGGACACAAGAACACCAACAUGAUAAUGUAGUUUCUGUCCCGGUAAUGAGCAAGCCUUCCACAUUAAUGAAUUUCAUGCAUAUUUUAUGAGUUUGAGAUUGAGGUAAUGUAUAUCGUCUAGGCCUUCAUCUUUGUGGAUGCAUGAACGGGUCCCCAUCAAAGUGCAUAUACAUGUAUGGUACCCUACUUAUCUUAUUUUUUUCAAACACAUUGGAUGAUUUCAAGUUCAGCGUUGACCUUUUGGUGUUGGUGUUGGAUCAAUUUUUACACAAGUACAACAAACAAAAUGAAGAUGGUCCUGAAAAGUCACUCACUAGGUGUAGAGCUGUCUUGAUUAGAUGCUCAAGGCGCUUCAGAGCAGAACAACAACAACAGCAACAAAUUACAUAUAAUACAUGUUUGAACAAUAAGUCGAUGUCUGUCAAAAAGCACUCAUAUACAGGAUCUGGGUUAUUUGAUCUGGAUUAUUUGUGUAAACUCAUAGGUGUUAGAGCUAGGAAACCCAAUCCAAAUAGUGCUACCAACACCAACAUCAACACUGGACUUGAAAUCACCCAUUGACUUUACUACAUGUGUAGCUGAGCUCUGGCAUCGAUGAUGUGUAUAUACAUGUACUCAGAAGCAAUAGGGAAUUUUUGCAAUCACUUCGCACAUGCUUUCUAUAACGCAGAGAAUCUUUUGUCAAAAGCCCUUCAAUGACAAAACAGCUUUGUCGAAAAUCGGUGAAUAAACUGCAUUGUCGUCCAGGGGCCCGAAACACAAAGCUUAGUGAUGAAUUUCAAAUAUGGAAGAACACAUCUGAUUGGUUCCUGGUCAGUACGUUGAACUGAAUGCGUGUGAAACAUUGAUCGUGAUUGGUCGGUAGAUGUAGCGAUUGAUGGCUAAUCUCUGUGUUACAAUGCCCUGGACUCUGGACAAACGAUAUACUUGCAAUUUUUUGUCCGGUCCAAUUCUUAGCACGAUCGAUUCGGAUGAUCUGCUGUCCCGGUCCACCAACUUUCGACAUAAACCUCUCGGUUAUCCAUUGUGAUUUGACUUGCAUUUUCAAAGGAAUUGGUGCGUUGUAGAAAGCGUCUGUGUAGUGAUUGUGAAAAUUCCAUAUGAUCAGAAGCAUAUGCCUAGAUUCUGGUUGAGAAUCUUGGGUUUCCAUAAAUUACAUUUUUGGAUAUUAAAGGGACUAAUUUUGCUUGGCAAAUUUGAUUAGCAACUAAAUUAUGAACAUGCAGUGCUAUGUGAAAAUCUCCUUUACAAAAGACUGUUCGUAUCGCAGUCUUUAAAAAUGUGGAGCAAAUUGUUAUGCGAUACCAGAAAAAAAAUUAUCCCCUGCAUUUGUAAUGUAUUUUGAUUGCGACUUGUUUCAAAUUUGUUUUCAAUGUUUUUGAUGCAAAAGAGUGUGAUUCUUGUGCAAACAUGCAGAUAUGCAAAGAAUGUAACUAAUUGGUUUGAUUUGAUCAAUGACUGUGAUAACACGAGAUUGCUUUAGAAGAUGUGGCUGUACGUGGAGCUCACAUCCCUCGUCUUUUUUAAUUCAUUUAUUCUCAUGAAUUUAUGCUGUUUGUUAGAUUAGCGGUUUCACAUUGCAGUCAUUUUCACCAGGGUAUAUGAGCAUAUUCAUCAAAGACGUCAUUGUCGUUGUCACCACCAUCAUUAUCAUCGGCAUCAUCAUCACUGUCAUCGUCAUAUCGUCAUCACCAUCACCAUCAUCACCACCACCACCAUCAUCAUCAUCAUCACCAUCAUCAUCAUCACCAUCAUCAUCAUCAUCAUCAUCAUGUAUGUAUUUUUUACAUAUCCAGAACAAACUGCACAUUUGAUGUACAUGUACUUCAACAACAUUCACUCUGAAAAAGAAAAAAAUUCACAUUCAUGAAACUGACAAACAAGGUAUGUGUUUAUUGAUAUUACAAAUCUAAUUCAUAUAUUAGUCAUUGAGGUUAUAUUUGUGCUAUUGUGUUGAUAACUGCACUCUGAAUGAUUCCUUGGAUAUUCUCAAAUUAUUUUGAUCUAGCACACCUGGCAGCCUGCUGUGUGAACCCUUCACUCAAGUUAAGUGGUCUGAAUGCGCAGACUACAAUGACUGUGUGCUGAAGGACCACUCAUGUGCUAGUCUUGUGUGAAGACCCACUUGUUGAUCAAAAAUUCAACGAGGGUCUGUGCUUGUAGACUAAACACCUCGGUCCCAUCUUAAAAAAUAGUCGCGAUUGAUCCCGAUCAGUCACAACUAUGGAAAGCCAGCAAAGCCAACAUCUAGAAUGCAUAUAUCCAUUCAAAGUGUUUUCUCACCACGAUUAAUACUUGUGUGCUCUUAUUUCUUAUUUUUUCCAAAGAAAUAAUGUGUCUAUUUCAUGCAUAUAGAGUUAUGACAUGGGUGGAUUUCCAUUAUUGCAAGGGAUUGAAUCAAUCGCAACUAUUUGUAAGACUGGGCCCUUGUGGGGGUUUCAUAAAGCUAUUUGUAAGUUAUUCGUAAAUGAUACACACCAAUUUUCCAUUGGUGUUGAUUUUGUUCUGAAGAAAGGAUCACCAUUCUUUUGUAAAGUCGCUUGUAUGUUACAAAAAGCUUUAUGAAACACCCACCAUGUAUAUAUCGUGCUAAAAUCAUGCACAGGAAAUUUUCUUGCAUACUAGACAAAUUUUCAUGAUUUUUCUACGCUGGAAAAGAUUUAAUUAAUACGGGUAUUAUGGCAAUAUUGUUUUAAAGGUUGGGAUAAAUCAAUGAAAAUUAAAGGGAAAUUAGUAUAUUGAAUUAAAUUCUUAAUGUUAUAUAUAGAGUAGGAAAUGUGUUUCAUUUCAAUGCAAUAAUACUAAUGAAAUUAAUGAUUCUUGAGCUUUUAAUUCUAAUAGAAUAGGAGCAAUGGAUUUGUAGAUAUCAAAUAUUUUUAAAUGACAGAUUAUCAUAUGGGGAAUCGUACACUUUGCAUUUAAUGAAAGCACAAUGAAUUGAUUAAGGGUGCAGUGAAAAACUUAAGUAAAAUCUUCUCGAUUUUGUGAGACGACAUUGCUGUAAUUAAUCACUGUAGUUCAUAUACCUUAUUUUACAUCAGUUUACGUACAUAUUAAAUAUAUCUUUGAUAACAGAUCAUCACAUGGACGAAAUUGAGUAAAUAUUUCUAAACAAGAAUGUGUGAUAAAAUCACAAGAUUUUAUAAAAGAAUAUAUAUGGUUCUGUGAUGUACCUUUGACUUUGACGAUUAUAUUAUGUAUAGUUAUUCUCUAGAAUUCCAUAUGCACUUGUAUUCAUCAAUUAUUGUUUAUUUGUUUGUUCAUGGAUAAUAUAUAAUUUCACAGGAUGAUUUUAAUGUGUAUAUUUUGGGUGAUUAUUGUAAUUAUAUGUUCAUAUUUUGUUUGUGUUUGGUGUCAUGGAUGGAACAGUAGUUGUUUUGUCUGUUUUCUUGUCAUGUUUAGUUAGUGAAACAUAUCAUUUACAGCAUUUUUAAGACUUAAUUUGUAUUAAAUUUGAAAAAAGAUGUAUGAAAUUACAAUGUUUCCUUGAUGUAAUACAUAGUUUGAUUUUCAAGCUUUGUAUUAUUUAUUUAUUUUUGUUGAACUAGUUUAUUCUGUGAACUUCCUUCAGCAGUCCCUAUCAUAAAUAUAUAAGUUGUUACAAAAUCGUUUCUUUUGCUCAUUUGUAAAGAAAUAUCCCCUAGAAAAUCAAGAAAAUAUGGAGUAGAUUACAGAUUUUGGAAUAUUACCACAAGAUUAGGAGAUUUGCAAUUCAUGUACAAGUGUGCAUGUGUGAUGUAAUGGCAAAUGCAGAAUACUAGUACAAAUUCAAGGUUUGCUUAAUGUUAUCUCUAAUGAAAGUGAAAGUAGUUUUGAUCUUAUGUCACAUUGCGAAGGCUUCCAUCUUGUGUUUUUUUAGGAGAACAGACUUUCAUCAAUUGGUUUUGGUCAAAGGAACAAACUUAAAUUAAGAACAACAAACGUAUGGAAGCAUUGUGGUCUUGUUAUUCAGACUCUUGCCCUUGGUUCAGAGGUCUGUUGGUUCAAAUCCCAGGCGCAACAUUAAAUUUCUUGACAGAGGGAUUUAUCCACACCGUGCCGCACUCAACCCAGGUGAGGUAAAUGAGAACCUGGCAGGAAUUUUGUUGGUUGAAAUACUUCCCUGUAAAAGGCUGCAGGGCUAAAGCUGGAUGAAUAAUAUCAAAGUCUUUUGAAAGUGCAUAGUGACAUGUUAUAAUGUGAGAUCUACUACACACAAGAACUGUUUAUUAUUAUUGAAGAAAUACAUAGUUGUUUUCUUGACUUCUCAUCUUACUCGCUUCCUUUUGACACAUAGAUUUCAAUUCUUCUUGCCUGUCUCUGAAUGGCUUUCUGUAGUAGGCAUCGAAAGUUUUUUUUUUCUUUUAAUGGUGCAAAUUUCCAGAAAUUGUUUCCUCACCGGAAAGCUAACUGAACGUCUACGUUUCCUCCUUUUCUAGUACAACCAUAACAACACAUCAAGCAGUUCCUGUUUAGACUUUGACCACUUAAAAAAACCCAAACAUUUAGUUGAAUAAUAUUCCAAAAAGCCCCAAUGCCAUGCAAAUUAUUUCUUUUUUUGUAGUGUUAGCCUGUUUUUAAAUAUGGAUUAACAUAAUUUGUAUUUACACUUUACACCCAUGAUACUCCUGUUGGUUUAUACAUUUAAUUUUGGAUAACUAAUUAAAAUGAUGGAAAUUAUAAACAUGAAAAUUAUAAACAAGAAGAUUAAAUAUUGUAUUCAUGUUACACGGUAAUCAUGUAUGCAUUUUUAUUAUCACCUAUAGUACUGUUAUGUUGUCAAGCCAAAAUAAAAGGUGGAGUGAUUUUUUUUGUACAAAAUCAAA